AUGUCCUGCACGAUGUUCUUCAACGCCGGAGCGCAGGGCACGGUGAAGUUCAAACGGAAACCGUCGACGCUCUGCGUGCAGAUGUUGAAGUCGUCCGGGAUUGGAUACGUCGCGGAGCUUGGGCGGCAUUCCGUGGAUCUAGCGAAGCUGCUGCCCGCGUCGCUGCACGAGAAGGAGGAGGGUCAGCCCAUGACGCUGAGCUUUCAGCUCGCGGGAUUGGCGGAGGGGGCCGUCAUGGUCGCGACGUUCGGGUACGAGUUACAACUCGGCCGCGGCGUUACGUUCCUCGCGCGAGUUGACACCAAGUCGUUCCGCCUGUACGCCGCGACCGCGAUCGCGGCGGCGGCGGCGGCGGUGUCGCCGACCAGCAGCCCCCCGGAGAGUCCGCAGGCCACCCCGCGCGGCGGAAGCGAGAAGGACGAAGCUUCGCCGAAGCAGAAGAAGAAGCUCUCGUUCUCCCUGUACCAAGCGCCGGCGGAUCGCUCCGCGGCGCCGCAGAGCGCGCGGGGCCAGGGGGACGCGCGCGGGACCCGCGCGGGCCCGCUGAUGCGCAUGAUUUCUGGCGGAAGCGCUAUGCGGACGGUGGUGGAGGAGGAGGAAGAGGAAGAGGAGAAGGAGAAGAUUCCGGACGAGGAUGAGGAGGAUGACGAGGAUGAAGAAGAAGAGGAGGAGGAGGAGGAGGAGGAGGAGGAGGAGGAGGAGGAGGAGGAGGAGGAGGAGGAGGAGGAGGAGGAGGAGGAGGAGGAGGAGGAGGAGGAAGGGGGGAGAGUGGAGGUGAAGAAGGUGAUGGGGGGUUAUGCGGUGCAGAGCGAUUCGGGGGAGGAGCGCACGGUGCGGGUGGACCCAGGCACGGCCGCCACCAGCGCCGCCACCAGCGCCGCCACCACCUCGACGACGACCACGAGUGGCCGCGACGCGUCGCUCGAUUCGGCGAGCUCGGCGGGCGAGGGCGGGCGGUCGCGCAUGGCGCAGGCGAUGCUGGAGUUCGAGUGGACGCUGCAGGCGGAGCGCAGCGUGGAUGUGGCGGAGCGGAAGGGGGAGGAUUCCACGAAAGGGCUGUCCGGCGGCGACGGUUACGGUUACUCGCCGGGGCGCGAGUGGGCGGGCGGCGGCGGCGGGGUUGUGAAAGGGGCGGGAAAUGCGGCGGAGAAUGCGGCGGGAUUGGAGGAGGAGAUGGAUCUGGUGUCAGAGGAGUUCCUUGAUCUGCUCAUGCAGUCCGGCGCGCUCGGCGCGAUUGGCGGCGACGGGGACGGGGAAGAUGGGGAAGGGGAGAGGGGGGAGGGGGGGCUGCUGGGCGUGGCGGAAGGGCUGCUGAGCCCCGCGCGGCAGGCGUCGAGCCGCGUGGGCAGCAACAGUGUUGGCGCGAGCGAGCGCGAGUGGAUGGAGGGGAGCGGGGAGGUGUCUUCUCACGCGGAAGAGGAGGAGGAGGAGGAAGAGGAGGAGGAUGAGGAGGAGGAGGAAGAGGAGGAAGAAGAGGAGGAGGAGGAGGUGGGUGAAGGCAUGAUGGCGGGCGCGGCGCGGAAGCUGUCCACGUCAGCGGAGGUGGAGGAGGUGACAACUGGCAUCCCGCGGGCGCUCGUGCGGGGGGCGGCGGCGGGGCCUCUGGGCGGCAGCGGGAAAAGCGGCGGAACGAUUGAGAUUAAGAUGAGCGGGGAAAGCGGUAUUGGGCGCGGAAGCAGGAUUGGAGCAGGGGGAGGGGCGGGGCGAGGGGCGAGAGCCGCUCUGCCUGUGCCCGCUGAUGCAGCAGCAGCGGCAGCAGCAGCAGAGGCUUGCACGGCGAUGGUGCCCGUGGCGGGGCCUGGUGGACUGGUGGCAGCGGGCGCAGCAGCAGGCGCGGGGAAGAAGGGCGGAGACGCGGGAGGUGCGGGGGCGAUGGUGCCUGUGGCGGGGCCUGGCGGGAUGGUUGCUGCAGGCGGGGGGAGAGGCGGCGCAGCAGGCGCAGGAGGCGCGCCAAGCGCAAUGACGCUGGCGGCGAUUCAGCAGGGCGCGCUGGCGCCAGGCGCUGGGUUCGGGGGAAUGCGCAUGCCCUCACAUGGCCCAUUCACGACAGUCAACACUGGCAGCAGCGGCGCCAUCAACAGCAUCAGCACGCGCAGCAGCGUGGGGGGAGUCACCGCCACCACCACCACCACAUUCUCCCCCUCCUUCCCCGCAUCCCCCUUCCCCCAAUCCCCCUUCCCCGGUUCCGCCUUCUCCCCCGGCGCAUUCGACCUCCCCCCGCUGAAGAGCCUCAGCAGCGUGCUUGCGCCCACGUGCGCGGCCACGGGGCUGGCGUCCGCCAGCGCCGCGCUGUACGGGGGCGCGGGCGGGCUGGCGCAGCUCGGCGCGCUCAGGGGCGCGGACCCCAUGGUGCUGGCGGUUCCGCCCACCAUGGCGCCCCCCGAGCUGGUGCAGGGCAUGGGGUCCGCGAUUGCUCUGCCUGGGGGGGGAUUUCUAACGUCCAUGUCCGGAAGGCACUUCUCAGAAGGCGCCAGCCGGCUGGUGAUGCAGUUUUCCCGGGCAGUGGUGGUACCCAAGGAGAUGGGCAUAGAGGGCAGUGACAUCAUACAGAGCAUGGCGGCGCUGGGAAUAGACGCGCUGUCGCAGCAAGCGCACAUGCUCAUGCCCUUGCCAGACAUCAGUGGCAAGGCUCUCGAGCAGAUGGCGGCAGAGGGAUUGUUGUUCCUGGAUGGGGCGGGCGGUGGGGGUUAUGAAGAGCACUUGACACGGCUCGGCGCGCCUCAGAGUCCUGGAUUUCCGUUCAACCCUUCCCUUCCUUUUCCCUGCUCCCUCACCCCUGGUCCUUUUCCCCGCUACAGGAGGGCCCUUGGCGCAGCAGCAGCAGCAGCAUUGGGGGGAGGAGAAGGCUAUCUGGCCCUGGAGGGGCGUGCAGAGGGGAAUUACUUGGCUCUAGAGGGGGCAGCAGGAGCAGCAGCAGGGAUGCAAGGCGGGCAACUUGUGCAUGUAGGCGCGGGACAGCUGGCAGCAGUGGGAGGAGGCUCGGCAGGAGCCUUGGCAUUAGGGAUGUUGACAAAUGGGGGGUAUGGAGGGGCGGAGAUGGGUGCGGGAGGGGACGAAUGGGCAAUGGUGGCGGCGGGAGGAAACGGAUCGAUGGGGCUGGCGGUAUCAUUAGACGAGUGGCAGCGGCUGGAUGCGGGGAUAUUCGAGGACUUUGAAACAGAGGAUGAUACAUUGGCAGUGCUGCAGGCGCACUGUGCAGCGCAUGGCGCGGGGGAGAUGGUGCUGCAUGAUAUUGCACAGCUGAGAUCGGAUCUUGCGGCAGUGAGGGGAGGGGUGGGUGGUGGGAUGGGAGCGGGACGGGGGCUGGCGGCAUGGGGAGGUGCGGGAGGGAUGGGGAUGAUGGGGGGUGCGGGGAUGGGGAUGAUGGGUAUGGGAGGGAUGGGUGGGAUGGUGGGUGGGUUGGGAGGAGGGAGGGGAGAAGGGGGGUUGAUGGGGGAUAAGGUGACAGUGGCGAUGCUGGUGCAGCUGAGAGACCCUCUCAGGAAUUUCGAGCCGGUGGGUGCUCCCAUGAUGGCCCUGCUGCAGGCUGAACGAGCCCCCCCUGUUACUGCUGAGGAUGAUGAGAAGAGCAGUGGUAAUGGCGCAGCAGCGCUGGAGGGAGGUGCUAAGGCGUUGCCAGGAGGCGGAGGAGUGAGGAGGAUCGCGUAUAACCUGCACACGGGCGCGGCUGUGCGGCCCUCGGGAGGGCCGCUGACGGUGCGGAACGGAGCGAACAACCGGCGGAGGGAUGGGGAUCCGAUUGUGGAGGAGGUGGAUGAUGAGGAGCAGCCCGGGGGUAAAGGUGGCGUGGAGAAGGCUCGGUUCAAGCUGACAGGUGUGCACAUGAUGGGACUGAAAACGGAAGAGGCGGCGAAGAGGGGAUGGGGGAAUCAGAAACAGGGGCAGGCUGGGUCGAGGUGGCUUGCGGCGAAUGGCAUGGGGAAGAAGGGAGCAGCUAAGCCGAAGAGGUCUACGGGGCCUGUCAAGCCUGCCAAGGUGACUGUACAGGCCGGUGACACUCUGUGGAGCUUGUCACAGAAGGUGCAUGGCAGUGGCACUAAGUGGAAGGAUGUGGUGAAGCUGAACCCGCACAUUCGAAACCCGGAUCUCAUUCUCCCGAACCAGCAUGUUCGGAUGCGCUGA
Molecule: messenger RNA, 4122 nt
Organism: Closterium sp. Yama58-4
Lineage: Eukaryota; Viridiplantae; Streptophyta; Zygnematophyceae; Desmidiales; Closteriaceae
Source: the annotation of a GenBank genome assembly